AUGCUCAUGGCCUUGGAGCAGCAGGUGAGCCUGAACCCCGUUGACGGCGAAACUAACGGCGUUGACGCCCGCCACCCCACGUCAGCGGAGACCGGAGAUGACGCCAGCAAGGCGCCGAGGCUGCCACGCUGGACGCGGCAGGAGAUUCUCGUCCUCAUAAACGGGAAGAGGUACGCCGAGAGCCGGGGUGGGGGGCGGACCCCGAGGUCGGACUUCGGGUCGGGUCAGGCGGAGCCGAAAUGGGCCGCGGUCUCGACCUACUGCAAGAAGCACGGGGUGAACCGGGGACCCGUCCAGUGCCGGAAGCGGUGGAGCAAUUUGGCGGGGGACUUCAAGAAGAUCAGGGAGUGGGAGGUGCAGAGGAAGGACGAAACGGAGUCGUUUUGGGUGAUGAGGAACGACCUGAGGAGAGAGAGGAAGUUGCCGGGUUUUUUCGAUAAGGAGGUUUAUGAUAUAAUGGAGGCGGUUCCGGGUGCUCCGAUUUCGCUCGCUCUACCCGGUCCGACCCGGGUGGAGUCCGAAGAUGUGAAGGAGGAGGGGAUGACUGAGGAGGCUGAGAACUUGUUUGAUAGUAUACAGAGGCCCACGGAGGACGGGUUGUUUUCUGACGAUGAGUCGGGCCGGAGCCCUGAGAAGGAAGUCCGGUUCAAGGAGGGUCCGGGGAGUACCACAGUGAUUUCAGGUCCUUUGCCAAUAUCAGAGAAGCAGUAUAAACCAAUACCUCAAGGAUGCCAAGGACAAGGUGCAGCAGACCAAAAACAGCCAGCUUCAAUACCUGAGAUUGGAUCUACUUCUCAAGACCGGAAGCGGAAACGUUUUACAGUAGAUGUAGACGAGGAAACAUCCAAUCUGCAGAAUCAGUUGAUUGAUGUCAUGGAAAGGAAUGGCAAAGUGCUUUCUGACUAUCUCCAUGCUCAGAAUUCCCAUUCGCAACUCGAUCGGGAGCAGAGGAAAGAGCAUUCUGAUAGCUUAAUUGCUGUUCUUAAUAAGCUUGCAGAUGCUUUUAUGAGAAUCGCUGAGAAAUUGUAG
This is a messenger RNA of Prunus armeniaca (apricot), 1029 nucleotides long. The record is from the annotation of a GenBank genome assembly. NCBI's taxonomy places the organism in Eukaryota, Viridiplantae, Streptophyta, Magnoliopsida, Rosales, Rosaceae.